Molecule: messenger RNA, 178 nt
Organism: Funneliformis mosseae
Lineage: Eukaryota; Fungi; Glomeromycota; Glomeromycetes; Glomerales; Glomeraceae
Source: the annotation of a GenBank genome assembly
CAUAAUUCUGAGUCCAUGGUACUUGAAUACUAAUAUUCAACUGGAUGAUCUUUUGCAAAAAUAUCCUUCCAUUCCAUUCGAUUCACUUGGUUCUCAAUCAUCUCAAAAAUUAAUCAAAACCAUCUAUGCAGAAUUAUUUGGAUUAUCAAAGAAGGUCAUUAACUACUUUUAUUUAUGA